AUGAGUGAUAAGAGUUGGAUUUCCGAUGAGAGCUCAACUUCAGAUUUAAAUAUAAGCAGAAGUCGCAGGAGUUUAUCACAUUCCAGUAAUUAUUCACAACAUUCUUCACAUUCCUCAUCAUAUAGGCAUAGUUCAAAUAGACCAAAUAGGUCACCUUAUAGAGAUAAAUCGUCAAAUAGAGAUCGGUAUACCCAUAGAGACCGAAAUUCAUAUAGAGAUCGAUCCAUUCAUAGGGAUAGACACUAUAGAGAUAGAUCAUACAGAAAUAGAUCGCAGAGGGAUAAACCAUAUAGAGAUAGAUCAUAUGGGAGCAGUAGACGUAGUAACAGUAUAGUAAAUAGAAGUAGGAGAAGUAAUAGUAAUCAUAAAUAUAGUCAAAAAAUAGUUGAAAAUAAACAUUAUAGAUCCUAUUCACCACAUCACACUCAUCGGCACCCGUCACAUACACUAAAGGAUGAAGAAAAGGAUACAAAGAAGAGAAAAUAUUAUUAUGAAAAGAAGCCAAUCUCAAAUUCACCUGAGGAAGGAGAAAUUGAGGAAGUGGUACUAGAAGAGGAAGACGAAGACUUGGACAAAUUUCUCGAAUCAAGACGUAAAGAACGACAUAAACUCAUUUUAAAACAUUCUAUCCAAACUGAUAAUUCAUCUGAUACCGCCAACACGACUGACCUGCUAGAUAAUAAUACUCCACAAGAUUCCUUAAAAAAUGAAAAUUUGAAUAAAGAAAACAAAGAAAUUGAACCGGAAGAGGUGAAGGAUAAAAAAUGUAUAAAUCCAUUUUCACUGUUAAUUUCACAUCUUACACACGUCACUGAUAAUACUCCAACCCCAAAUACUGAACCUGAAGAUAAUAAAGAGUUAAAUUCUGUGAAUUCCGAAACACCAGGACAAACGGCAAGCGCUGAAACGGGAAUAGAUAGCGUAAAAGAAGAGUUGGAGGAUGAUAUAUCACCAAUAUCACAAACAGUAUCAGAAUCGCCAAAUAAAGAUAUGACACCAACAAAUUGUGACGAGACAACUUCUAGUACAAACGUGUAUUCAGAUUUACAGAAGAAAUUGUUACUAGAAAAGCAGAAAUUGCGUAGUUUUAUCAUUAAUAUGAAGAGAUCUGAACAGGAUGAGGUGGAAGAGGAAGUUUUAGAGGAGGAGGAAGAUGACAUGGACAUGUUUUCUACAAAUGUUGAUGAGAGUGCUGUGAAAAAGAGAAAAGUAGUUCGUCGAGUUAUUACCAACAAGUUGGAGAACCGUUCACUAGCUGAAAAUUGGAACGAUUCUGAAGGAUAUUAUCAGGCUAUGAUUGGUGAAGUGAUGAAUGACCGUUACAGUGUGAUAAGUGAAUUGGCGGGCAAGGGAGUUUUCUCAUCAGUCUUGAAGUGUUAUGACUCAGUAGAGAAUAGGAAUGUGGCAAUAAAGGUUAUCAGGAAUAAUGAUAUGAUGAUAAAGGCAGCGGAGAAGGAAAUGGACAUUCUACGCCGCCUCAACGAAACUGACAAGGAAGAUAAAAAGCAUAUAGUCCAGCUCUUAACAUCAUUUCGAUACAGAGGACAUUUAUGUAUGGUCUUUAAUUGGUAUUGGGGAAACCUAAGAUCACAUCUCAAAAUGAAUGGGAAAGGAUAUGGAUUGAAUAUAUCAUAUAUACACUCAUAUACAAGACAAUUAUUCAUAGCAUUAAGACAUAUGAAAAAAAAUAAAAUUAUGCACGCAGAUUUGAAACCGGAUAAUAUAUUAGUGAAUGAUGAUUAUAAUAAAGUGAAGAUUUGUGAUCUGGGAUCGGCAAGUGAUGAGUCGGAAAAUGACAUCACUUCUUACUUGGUCAGUCGCUUCUACAGAGCGCCUGAAAUCAUACUUGGCUGUAGAUAUAACUGCAAAAUUGAUGUUUGGAGUGCUGCCGCUACCAUUUAUGAAUUAGCAACAGGAGAUAUACUCUUUCCGGGCCGUAAUAAUAACCACAUGCUGAAGUUAAUGAUGGAGUUCAAGGGGAAAAUCCCAAGUAAGAUGAUAAGAGCAGGACAAUUCUCAACAAACCACUUUGAUGAGAAUUUAGACUUCGUAUACACGUCAACAGACCCACUCACAAAGACGACAGUGACGAGAGUAAUACAGGACCUCAGACCGACCAGGAACAUCACAGACGCAAUCUUCGAAAGACAGCCAUGGACAAAAGCAAACUCACCCAAAAAAGAUGUACUCAUCAAAAAAAUAAGACAACUAGGAGAAUUGCUGGAAAAAUGCCUGACACUGGACCCAAACAAACGCUUCUCACCAGACGACGCACUUCAACACCCAUUUAUACGCAGCUAA
Molecule: messenger RNA, 2301 nt
Organism: Theileria annulata
Lineage: Eukaryota; Apicomplexa; Aconoidasida; Piroplasmida; Theileriidae
Product: serine/threonine protein kinase, putative
Exons: 8
Coding region: 1-2301 (766 amino acids)
Biological process (GO): peptidyl-serine phosphorylation; peptidyl-threonine phosphorylation
Molecular function (GO): ATP binding; protein serine/threonine kinase activity
Source: RefSeq, a predicted model, not a curated record